Colletotrichum costaricense is the source of this 1416-nucleotide messenger RNA. RefSeq names its product WW-domain ligand protein. Gene Ontology annotation, biological process: positive regulation of DNA-templated transcription. The coding region runs from base 1 to 1416 and encodes 471 amino acids. Gene Ontology annotation, molecular function: transcription coactivator activity; chromatin DNA binding. Gene Ontology annotation, cellular component: nucleus. The record is from RefSeq and is a predicted model, not a curated record. NCBI's taxonomy places the organism in Eukaryota, Fungi, Ascomycota, Sordariomycetes, Glomerellales, Glomerellaceae. The transcript has 5 exons.
AUGUCUCUCAUUGGGUCCCCCGCUCCCCCCAAGCCGAAGAAGAAGAACAAGAAGAAGCACAGUACAGACUACGACUACGACAUCUAUUUGCCUGGCCUUGCCGCGCCUUGCCUCGCUCUAGGCUCCAAGGUAGCAAGUAGCAACAAGGUAGGCCUCUCUGCUUCCUUGCCCACCCCUCCGGUGCGCCUCUUCCACUGGGCACCUACUCACUCGCUCUUCGCCAUCCUCUCUGCCGGCCGCCGCUUCGACUCUGAGGUGUAUCAAACAGCAGCCGCAGCCGCCAGCAACAGCACCAGCAACCCAACAGCAGCACCUCACCUCCUCACCUUACCUACCUCACCUCACCAUUUCUCAACACCAGCCGACGCCGAUGCCGACGCCGCCCUCGCCGCUGCCCAGAACGCGACGCCCUUUUCCCCUUCCCACAAAGUACCUCCCCUGUGCCUGUGCCUGUACCAGGAUCCACCCCACCACAAUCCAGAUCUCCGAAGCUUCUCUGCAAGCCCUGCCGCUACCGACCACGCCCACUCCCACGCAACCCUCAACUCGCUGAGACGAACUAGGAAGCUCUGCGCUGCAGCUGCUCGCCGUUUCGUUCAAAAUGUCAAUAAAUAUCUGCAAGAGCAGCAUGCCCUUACCAUUGCCCGCACCGUCCAGAGAGAACGACAGCUUGCCCAGGCCCGCCUAGAUUCUGACCAUGGUGAUAGUUGGGUCAUGAUCACCCAGACGGGUGACAUCAACCCUCUUCCUCACGAACACAUCAGACACAGAUCCAAUGCCAAAGUAAGCCUCGAGCUGUCGGUACCCAAGGCCUUACAGCAAGGAAGGACGCCCUUUGCGCGCAAGAGCGACAAUGGCACGGCAUACAUCACAACACAACGGGUCAUUUACAUUCCUGCAAAACCCACCGCCGAGUUCAAGUCGUUCCAUGCGCCAAUCUUGAACUGCGCCGAUUCCUACGUUGGCUCGCCGUUCUUUGGCGCCUGGUUCUGGUCCGCCACCGUCGUGCCCGUCUCUGGAGGCGGCGUGCCUGCCGACAUACCACGGGUCGAGGUGAAGAUGAGCUUCAAGGAGGGCGGUCACAGCGAGUUCCGGCAAAGGUUCGAGGAGCUCAAGGAACGACUUGAGCAUGUGAGGCGUCUGCAGCAGGAAACGGGACAGACGGUCAACAUUCCGGACGAGCCGCUGCCGGCCUACGAAGCAACCGAGGGCGGCGGAGCAGCUCCGAGCAGCCUGGCGCCGCAACAGCAGCAACAGCAGCAGCAGGAAGAAGCAGCCGGUCGGCCGGCGAGUUCGGGGGGUCAGAAUGCGAACCGGCGUCCGGACGAACCCCCACCGGAUUAUGAUGAGGCGCAAGCACAGACGCUCAGCAUGCGACUCGAGGACCAUGUUCGCGAAGAGUCUGACAGAGCAUAG